AUGGCCUCUAAAUCUUGGCUGAAUAUUUUAACCUUCCUUUGUGGAUCAGCAGUCGGAUUCGUUUUAUGCUCUCAGCUACUUAGUAUUUUGUUGGAAGAACAGAAGGACAUCCAGCCUAGUGUUCUUCAUAAUGAUCCUCACGCUAGGCAUUCAGAUGACAGUGAACAGAAUCAUCUAGAAGGACAGAUGAACUUCGAUGCAGAUGCCAGCCAACAUAAAGAUGAGAACACUGACAUCGCUGAAAAGCUCUAUCAGAAGGUUAAAAUUCUUUGCUGGGUAAUGACAGGGCCUCAAAAUCUAGAGAAAAAGGCUAAACAUGUCAAAGCUACAUGGGCCCAGCGUUGCAAUAAAGUGCUGUUUAUGAGCUCAGAAGAAAACAAGGACUUCCCUGCUGUGGGCUUAAAAACCAGAGAAGGCAGAGACCAACUGUACUGGAAAACGAUUAAAGCCUUUCAGUAUGUUCAUGAUCAUUAUUUAGACGAUGCUGAUUGGUUUAUGAAAGCAGAUGAUGAUACUUACGUCAUACUGGAUAACUUGAGAUGGCUUCUCUCAAAAUACAACCCUGAAGAUCCCAUUUACUUUGGGAGAAGAUUUAAGCCCUAUGUAAAGCAGGGCUACAUGAGUGGAGGAGCAGGAUAUGUACUGAGCAAAGAAGCUUUGAAGAGAUUUGUUGAGGCAUUUAAAACAGACAAAUGUACGCACAGUUCCUCCAUCGAAGAUUUAGCACUGGGGAGAUGCAUGGAAAUUAUAAAUGUAGAAGCAGGAGAUUCCAGAGAUACCACUGGAAAAGAAACUUUUCAUCCUUUUGUACCAGAACACCACUUAAUCAAGGGUUAUCUGCCAAGAACCUUUUGGUACUGGAAUUAUAACUAUUAUCCUCCUGUAGAGGGUCCUGGUUGCUGUUCCGAUCUUGCAGUUUCUUUUCACUAUGUUGAUCCUACGACUAUGUAUGAGUUAGAAUACCUCGUUUAUCAUCUUCGUCCAUAUGGUUAUUUAUACAGAUAUCAACCUGCCUUACCUGAGAAGAUGCUAAAGGAAAAUCACACUAUAUUAGUAAAAGACUAA
Rangifer tarandus platyrhynchus (Svalbard reindeer) is the source of this 1065-nucleotide messenger RNA. The record is from the annotation of a GenBank genome assembly. Lineage: Eukaryota; Metazoa; Chordata; Mammalia; Artiodactyla; Cervidae.